Halteromyces radiatus is the source of this 1487-nucleotide messenger RNA. RefSeq lists its product as uncharacterized. The transcript has 3 exons. Gene Ontology annotation, molecular function: 2-isopropylmalate synthase activity. Lineage: Eukaryota; Fungi; Mucoromycota; Mucoromycetes; Mucorales; Cunninghamellaceae. Gene Ontology annotation, biological process: L-leucine biosynthetic process. The coding region runs from base 53 to 1270 and encodes 405 amino acids. The record is from RefSeq and is a predicted model, not a curated record.
AUUUUAUUCAUUCAUACAAAUAUAUAUAUAUAUAUAAAAGCAUAUAUACACAAUGUCUUCAAUUGAAAAUAACAAGGAAAAACUUAUUAUAUUUGAUACAAGUCUUCGUGAUGGUGAACAAUCACCUGGUGUUACUUUAAAUACUGAAGAAAAAAUUGAAAUUGCAAAACAAAUGUCUCGUCUUGGUGUAGAUGUUUUGGAAGCUGGUUUCCCCAUUGCCUCUAUUGGUGACUUUGAAGCUGUACAAAGAAUUGCAAGAGAAGCUGGUCCUUUGAUGGAAGGGCGCGAAAAAAUCGGACAACCAAUGACUAUUUGUGGACUUGCUCGAUCAACACCAGCUGAUAUUCAACGAUGUGCUGAAGCUAUUAAAGAUGCACCACGAAGAAGAAUUCAUUGUUUUUUGGCUACUUCAGAUCUUCAUCUCAAAUACAAAUUAAAGAUUGAUCGUGAUGAAUGUGUUAAAAGGGCUGUGGCUGCUGUUACUUUGGCAAAAUCCUUGGUGGAUGAUGUGGAAUUCUCUCCCGAAGAUGCUGGUAGAUCAGAUCGUGAAUUUUUAUGUCAUGUUCUAGGAAAAGUGAUCGAAGCUGGUGCAACUACUCUCAAUAUUCCUGAUACUGUAGGUUAUAAUCUACCUUCUGAAUAUGGUUCUUUGAUCAAGCAUCUAAAAGAAAAUGUACCUGGAGCAGAAAAAGUGAUCUUCUCUACUCAUUGUCAUAAUGAUCUUGGUUUGGCAACAGCAAAUACAUUGGCUGGUAUUCAAAAUGGUGCACGACAAGUAGAAGUAACUAUCAAUGGCAUUGGUGAACGCGCAGGCAAUACUGCAAUGGAAGAAGUGGUUAUGGCUGUACAUACUCAUCCUACUCUUUUCCCUGUUUAUCAUACAAUCAAUACUCCUCUCUUUUUCCCUACUUCUCGUAUGGUAUCCGAAUUAUCUGGUAUGGUGGUUCAACCCAAUAAGGCUAUUGUUGGUAGAAAUGCUUUCUUACAUGAAUCUGGUAUCCAUCAAGAUGGUGUACUCAAGAAUCGUCAAACAUAUGAAAUUAUCACUCCUGAAAGUGUUGGUGUUACUGAUAUUGCUUUGGUAUUAGGAAAACAUUCUGGUCGAAAUGCUCUUCGUAGUCGUGGUGCUGAAAUGGGAUUCAAUUUGGAUGAAACUGCUUUUCAACGAGUAUUUGAAGAUUUCAAGACUCUUUGUGAUCAAAAGAAGAACGUGUCCGACGAUGAAAUUCGUGCUAUCUUUACCAAAUCUCAACCUAUCAUUCAUUUGUAAAUCAUCCCCCCUUUCUAUUUUGUUUCCUUUCUCCAUUACUUUUCUCCCUUUUUUAGUAUAGAUAUACAUAAUAUAUAUAUAUUCUUUUUGGAUAGAAUUGGACAAGUGAUUGAUUGAAUUGAACAUAUAACACACUUUACAUGAUCAUCCUUUCUUUUUUUUUUAUUAAUUUAUUGAAAUUCUCUAUUUGCUAUGUUGUACAUAUUUACCAAUAAAC